Brettanomyces bruxellensis is the source of this 951-nucleotide messenger RNA. RefSeq lists its product as uncharacterized. Gene Ontology annotation, biological process: very long-chain fatty acid biosynthetic process. Lineage: Eukaryota; Fungi; Ascomycota; Pichiomycetes; Pichiales; Pichiaceae. The coding region runs from base 1 to 951 and encodes 316 amino acids. The transcript has a single exon. Gene Ontology annotation, molecular function: oxidoreductase activity, acting on the CH-CH group of donors. The record is from RefSeq and is a predicted model, not a curated record.
AUGGUUAACUUACUUAUUACUCCAAGGUCGAAGAAUCUCAAGAAAAUUAACUGUGAUACUGAACCAAAUACUAGGGUGCAGGCAAUUAUAAAUGCAUAUGCCAAAGUCAACAAUAUUAAUCCAAACCGCGUGAAGCUCUCUUAUGCAUUUGAUGAUGACCCAAAGACAAAGAAGCAGGUUAGAAAAACGUUGAAAAAUUUUGAAACACUAGAGGAAAAUGGACUUGAUUUUACCCAAACAGAUACUCUCACAGUGGGUGCCAAAGAUGUUGGUCCACAGAUUGGUUGGAGACUGGUGUAUUUCAUUGAGUAUUUGGGACCGGUCUUGAUUCACUCACUUAUAUAUUAUGGAUUGUAUAAUCCAACAUAUAAUACCUUAACACAGAAGGCUGCCUACAUUAUGACUUUACUUCACUAUCUUAAAAGGGAGUACGAGACUCUUUUCGUUCAUUUGUUUUCUGCCGACACCAUGCCACUGUCAUAUUUAUUUAGAAACUGUGGUCAUUAUUGGAUCUUCAAUGGUCUAUUGAUGGCAUACUCAAUGUAUGCACCACAAUCGGUCGAGUACACUGGUUACAAAAAGAUUCUUUUCCACGUUGAGGAUAGAACUGUGGAUCAAACAGAGAUAUUUGCAACUCUUUGGGUUCUCUGUGCAAUUUCAAACUUUUACUGUCAUUGGCUGUUGAGGCAGCUCCGUUCAGAUGGCUCAAGAGAGCACAAAAUUCCACACGGAUUUCUGUUCGAAUACGUGUCAUUUCCUAACUAUUUCUUUGAAUCACUUUGUUGGCUUAUAUUUGCCAUUUAUGUGAACAAUUGGUCGGCGUACUUAUUCUACGUUAUUGGUACCGGUACCAUGAUGGACUGGGCCAUAAAGAAGCACCACAAAUAUAUCAAGGAGUUUGGUGACAAGUAUCCGAAGGGAAGAAAGGCUAUGAUUCCGUUCAUAUUCUAG